AUGCAAUACGUGGACUGGGUCUACAACGAGACCGACAUCGACGUGCUGCUGGCCCAAACGAGGAAGCUCGGCUGCCCCGGCGUCAACAGCAUCGACGACGACAAUCUGGCCCCGCUCGACUUCCGUAGCCCGAUAACGUUCGACCACAGCUGCUAUUACAACCUUGUCCAGAGACGAGGCCUUCUUCACUCGGACCAACAGCUCUUCAACGGCGGGCCCGCCGACUCGCUCGUGAAGCUCUACAGCAGAAGCCCGGUCGCCUUCGACAAGGACUUCGUGGUCUCCAUCACAAGGAUGGGCGACGUCAAGUCCCUCACCGGAUCCAAUGGUGAGAUUCGGAGGAACUGUAGGAGGGUCAAUUGA
Messenger RNA from Syzygium oleosum, 363 nucleotides. RefSeq names its product peroxidase 4-like. Lineage: Eukaryota; Viridiplantae; Streptophyta; Magnoliopsida; Myrtales; Myrtaceae. The transcript is spliced from 2 exons. The coding region runs from base 1 to 363 and encodes 120 amino acids. Gene Ontology annotation, biological process: response to oxidative stress. The record is from RefSeq and is a predicted model, not a curated record. Gene Ontology annotation, molecular function: heme binding; peroxidase activity.